AUGCAGCUGGCUUGCUUUGACUCGGACAUCGCCUUGAGCAUCGAUUUUGACGACCGCCUGGAGGACGACGACUUUGACCUCAUUGAAGAAAACCUGGGCGUCAAAGUGAAACGGCAAAAAUUCAGGCGGGUACGGAAAAUGUCCGAUGAUGAAGACGACAAGGAGGAGGAUUACGGCAAGGAGGAACACGAGAAGGAAGCCAUUGCGGAAGAGAUCUUCCAGGACGGGGAAGGCGAGGAGGGGGGCGAUGGAGGCGACGGGCACUUGGCCGCAGCUGAGGAUGAGGAGGACGAAGAGGAAGACGAGUCCGGUGGUGGUUCCAUUGGGGACAUGGUUCCUGGAGCCUUGCAGGAAGCCCAGGAGAUCUUCGGCGUGGACUUUGACUACGAUGAGUUUGAGAAAUACAACGAAUACGAUGAGGAGAUGGAGGACGAGUACGACUACGAGCCGGAAGAUACGGAGGGCGAGAUCCGCGUCCGGCCCAAGAAGACGGCCAAGAAGCGGGUCAGUCGCCGUAGCAUCUUCGAGAUCUACGAGCCCAGCGAGCUGGAGAGCAGCCACCUGACCGACCAGGACAACGAGAUCCGGGUGACCGACAUGCCCGAGCGCUUCCAGCUGCGCUCCAUUCCCGUCAAGAGUGCGGAAGACGACGAGCUGGAAGAGGAAGCCGACUGGAUCUACCGGAACGCCUUCGCCAUGCCCACCAUCUCCCUGCAGGAGAGUUCGGACUACUUGGACCGUGGCCAGAGCAGCAGUAGCUUCAGCCGCAAAGGGCCCAGCACCAUCCAGAAGAUCAAGGAGGCCCUCAACUUCAUGAGGAACCAACACUUUGAGGUCCCCUUCAUCGCCUUUUACCGGAAGGAGUACGUGGAACCCGAGCUGCACAUCAACGACCUCUGGAGAGUCUGGCACUGGGACGAGAAGUGGACCCAGCUGAAGAUCCGUAAGCAGAACCUGACCCGGCUCUUUGAGAAGAUGCAGGCCUACCAGUACGAGCAGAUCUCUGCUGACCCGGACAAGCCCCUGGCUGACGGCAUCCGGGCCCUGGACACCACCGACAUGGAGAGCUGGAAUGUGACCGGCCUGUUUCUCCUUCCAGGCGAGGGAGAGGAUGGAGAGGACGAAGAGCAGAAGGGGCCGGAGCUCAAGCAGGCCUCCCGCCGGGACAUGUACACCAUCUGCCAAGCGGCCGGUCUAGACGGGCUGGCCAAGAAGUUUGGGCUGACCCCCGAGCAGUUUGGGGAGAACCUCCGGGACAGCUACCAGCGCCACGAGACCGAGCAGUUCCCUGCAGAGCCCCUGGAGCUGGCCAAGGACUACGUCUGCAGCCAGUUCCCCAGCCCCGAGGCCGUGCUGGAAGGGGCCUGCUACAUGGUGGCCCUGCAGAUCGCCCGGGAGCCCCUGGUCCGUCAGGUGCUGCGGCAGACUUUCCAGGAGCGGGCCAAGAUCAACGUUGCCCCCACCAAGAAGGGCAAGAAGGACGUGGACGAGGCCCAUUACGCCUACUCCUUCAAGUACCUGAAGAACAAGCCGGUUAAAGAGCUGCGAGAUGAGCAGUUCCUGAAGAUCUUCCUGGCCAAAGAGGAGAGCCUACUGACCAUCGACAUCUCCGUGGACAUGAAGGGCGUGGAGGGCUACGGCAGUGACCAGACCUACUUUGAGGAGAUCAAGGCCUUCUACUACCGCGACGAGUUCAGCCACCAGGUGCAGGAGUGGAACCGCCAGCGCACCCUGGCCAUCGAGCGGGCCCUGCGCCACUUCCUCUACCCGCAGAUGGCCAAGGAGCUGAUGAACAGGCUGCUGCUGGAGGCCAAGGAGUGCGUCAUGAAGGCCUGCAGCCGGAAGCUGUACAACUGGCUGAAGGUGGCCUCUUAUCGCCCGGACCAGCAAGUGGAGGAAGAGGAGGACUUCCUGGACGAGAGCCAAGGGAAGGGCAUCCGGGUGCUGGGCAUCGCCUUCUCCUCGGCCAGGAACCACCCGGUCUUUUGUGCCCUGCUCAACGGGGACGGAGAGGUCACGGAUUUCCUGCGCCUGCCCCACUUCACCAAGCGGAGGAACGCCUGGCGGGAGGAAGAGAGGGAGAAGAAGGCUCAGGAUACUGAGACCCUGAAGAAGUUCCUGCUGGGGAAGAAACCCCACGUGGUGAUCAUUGGGGGAGAAAACAGGGAUGCGCAGAUGCUGGUGGAGGACGUGAAGCGGAUUGUCCACGAACUGGAACAGGGCCAGCAGCUCUCCUCCAUCGGCGUGGAGCUGGUGGACAACGAACUGGCCACCCUUUACAUGAACAGCAAGAAAUCGGAGGCCGAGUUCCGGGACUACCCGCCGGUCUUGCGCCAAGCCGUCUCCCUCGCGCGACGCAUCCAGGACCCGCUGGUGGAGUUUGCCCAAGUCUGCAGCCUGGACGAGGACAUCCUCUGCCUGAAGCUGCACCCCAUGCAGGACCACGUGGAGAAGGAGCAGCUGCUGAACGCUCUCUACUGCGAGUUCAUCAACCGGGUGAACGAGGUGGGCGUGGACGUCAACCGGGCCAUCGCCCACCCCCACAGCCAGGCCCUCCUGCAGUACGUCUGCGGCCUGGGGCCCCGGAAGGGCGCCCACCUGCUGAAGAUCCUGAAACAGAACAACACCCGGCUGGAGAACCGGACUCAGCUGGUCACCAUGUGCCACAUGGGGCCCAAAGUCUUCAUCAACUGCGCCGGCUUCAUCAAGAUCGACACAGCCUCGCUGGGAGACAGCACGGAUUCCUACAUCGAGGUCCUCGACGGCUCCAGGGUCCACCCGGAGACCUACGAAUGGGCGCGGAAGAUGGCCGUGGAUGCUCUGGAAUACGACGAGUCGGCCGAGGACGCCAACCCCGCCGGGGCCCUGGAGGAGAUCCUGGAAAACCCGGAGCGUCUGAAGGAUCUGGACCUGGAUGCCUUCGCGGAAGAGCUGGAGAGGCAGGGCUACGGCGACAAACACAUCACCCUGUACGACAUCCGAGCGGAGCUGAGUUGCCGCUACAAGGACUUGCGCAGCCCGUAUCGCGCGCCCAACUCCGAGGAGGUCUUCAACAUGUUGACCAAGGAGACCCCCGAGACCUUUUACAUCGGUAAGCUGAUCAUCUGCAACGUGACGGGAAUCGCCCAUCGGCGGCCGCAAGGAGAAAGCUACGACCAGGCGAUCCGGAACGACGAGACGGGCCUCUGGCAGUGCCCCUUCUGCCAGCAGGAUAACUUCCCGGAGCUGAGCGAG
This is a messenger RNA of Protobothrops mucrosquamatus (brown spotted pit viper), 3234 nucleotides long. RefSeq names its product transcription elongation factor SPT6-like. Lineage: Eukaryota; Metazoa; Chordata; Lepidosauria; Squamata; Viperidae. Gene Ontology annotation, molecular function: DNA binding; histone binding; nucleosome binding. The record is from RefSeq and is a predicted model, not a curated record. The annotation marks the transcript as partial. Gene Ontology annotation, biological process: positive regulation of transcription elongation by RNA polymerase II; nucleosome organization; mRNA transcription by RNA polymerase II. The transcript is spliced from 24 exons. Gene Ontology annotation, cellular component: transcription elongation factor complex.